AUGCGUUUUCAUUCAAGCUUCUAUUGUUUAUUCAUCAUCGUUCUCAUUUUUUCUAUUGAUGCACGACUUAUCCCAUUACAACGUGAGAUUAAUGAACCGCUGAUUAUUGAUGUUUUAUCAACGAAUAAUAAUCUUAAUAUCCCAGUAAUUUCAACAAAUAACAGAGCUCUUCAACGACAAAAAGAAUCAGGAACACCAUCAUCAACAGGACCAGUUGCUAAUACGACAGUGUGUUAUCCAAUAGUUGGUUGUUUUGAUAAUAAUGAACCAUUUAAUAAUGCUGCCUUAGAAGUACCACAAUCACCAGAAUUUAUUAAUACCGGUUUUCUUCUUUUUACACAAGAAGCACCAACAAAUCCGGAAAUAUUUUCUUAUGAUGCUAAUGAUGAAUCAAUUAUGAAAUCAAGUAUAAAUCCUUCUCGAUGGUUAAGAAUUAUUGUGCAUGGUUUUCAAAAUAAUCGUGAAAGUGUUUGGAUAGCAAAAUUAAAAACUGAAUUACUUAAAUUGAAAAAUGAUGAAAAAUCUGAUGUCAUUGUUGUUGAUUGGGGUGGUGGUGCAAAAUUUCCAUUUUAUGCAAAUGCUGUUGCUAAUACUCGUCUUGUUGGUAAAUUAAUUGGUUUAUUUUUAAAAAAAUUACACAAAUUAAAAGGAAUUUCAUAUGAUAAAAUUCAUUGUAUUGGACAUAGUCUUGGAGCACAUACAUGUGGAUUUACAUCAAAUACAGUUGAUAAUCAACUAGCUCGUAUAUCAGGUCUUGAUCCAGCUGGUCCAUUCUUUUCAGGAAAAAAAAUAGUCGUCCGUCUUGAUAAAGAUGAUGCUAAAUUUGUUGAUGUUAUUCAUUCAAAUACAGAAAUUGCUCUCGGACUUGGUCUUGGUAUAACUGAUGAAUCAGGUGAUAUUGAUUUUUAUGCUAAUGGUGGUCAAUCUCAACCUGGUUGUCCUUCAAUUGGUGCACUUCUCGGUGGUGUCUUAGGUGGUCAAAGUGAAGCUGCUUAUGAACAAGCAUCAUGUUCACAUGGUCGUGCACAUGGAUAUUUUAUUGAAUCAAUCAAUUCGGAAUGUCCAUAUACAGCUUUUCCAUGCCAUGAUUAUAAUAGUUUUAUGGAUGGCAAAUGUCUUGUAUGUCCAAUAUCUGGUUGUGCUCAAAUGGGUUUUUAUUCUAUAUAUUCACUUGGUCGUGGUAAAAUGUAUUUAGCAACAAAAAGCAAUUCACCAUUUUGUGGCUAUCAUUAUUUUGUUGAACUUGUACUUGAUCGAGAUAUGGCUAAAACACGUGGUGAAAUUUAUGUGGCAAUUUAUUCGGAUUAUGAAUUAUUAGCUAAUGUUAGCGUGACUGAAAGAGGGAAUGAUGAUAUUAAAGCAGGUGAUAUUUUUCGACAUGUAUUUAGUUAUCAUACUGAUUUGGGAAAAGUUGAUUAUGCUGUGAUAUAUUUUCAGAAAAAGAUACUUGCUUUUGGAUGGGGUGGUCCAGCAGCUAAUGAAAUUGUUGUUUCACGUCUUCGUCUUAAAUCACUUGAAGACACUGUUGUACUUAGUGGACGUUGUGAUGCAAGUACAAAAGUAGCAGCAUAUACUUCGGAACCAUUGUUACUCAAUCGUUUUGAUUGUCAAGAUUAG
Molecule: messenger RNA, 1617 nt
Organism: Rotaria sordida
Lineage: Eukaryota; Metazoa; Rotifera; Eurotatoria; Philodinida; Philodinidae
Source: the annotation of a GenBank genome assembly